GCAGAGCGGCGCAGAUCAGUGCGGUCGUAUUUCCCCAAAGUAAAAACAUAUUCCUGCAGAGAUCAAAGAGCUUGAGCCACUGCUCGGAGUGUCACGAGCAACAGCAGCAGUUUUCUGCUUUAUCGUUUAGAAACGCCAUGGACUGGAACAAAGCAGUGGCCGUGGCGGACUUAGAGCCAGGCGAUCACAUCUAUGUUUAUCUCAACCAGCUAACACGAGCACAGCCGAUUGCUGAUCAGGAAGUAACAGCGCAAGCAUCUCACCACGGCAUAUUCGUAGGCAACGACGAGGUAGUGCAUUUCUGCGGGCCCAGUACAAGAGUGUCAAGCCUCAGUGAGGCCCCUACAGAUGACACGGCCACAAACAAGACUACCAGAUCACAUGUACAAGAUGCGACAGAGUCGCCGACUAAAGCACCAGUGGAAAGCCUGAGCUUUGAGAGCUCUCUGGUGCGCAAAUGUACCGUAUCUAGAUUCAUUGCGUUCGGAAGCGCCGACGAUGCUGCUCCGUCCACUGACGCCAAGGUCAAGAGGUACCGAUACGGAGUGAAGAAGGUCGAGGCAAACUAUCUGUCCAGCUUUGGAACCUGCACCACGUUAGUCCGGCAGAAACCCGACCAGAUAGUGCAGGUGGCAACAUUUUACUCCGAACACCCGCGCGACUUUGGCGACUAUGAGACAGCACGGAACAGCGAGCAUUUUGCCCUGUUCUGCUCCACCUGCGAUGUGGAAAUCGACGAGACGAGUCACCUGGCAACGCCGCCGUCACUCAUGGUGCCGCUAUUGCCGGAUGGCGUACUGAGCGCCAGCCCGGCAGCUCUGAUGCCCAACACAACGAAAGGGAAGAUAGCGGCAGCCGCGACGGCCACGUGCGGCCUGGUCGCCGCGGGAACCAUGUGGGGCGUCACGCCGGCCGUGCUGCUCGGCGGAGCCGUGUAUGCAUCCGCCAAAUAUGUCACCGGGCGCAAGAACGAGAAGGAGCAGCUGACCCAGAAGAAGACGGAAUGAUGAGCCACAGUCGCCUGCGAUACCCAGACAUGUUCAGCCGAGUAUUGGUGAUGGUUGUUGUGAUGCUCUGGCCUCCUGCUAUAUCUGCACAAUCCUACCCAGCUUCAACUAAGGGACCACAAUCCACUGUCUUACCAGUGAACACACACACACUGUACAAUGUACACGGUGCUCGUCAACUCAAGAUGGCUUGUUUUUAGGAAGUCGGUGAACUCGAACUAUGGUUUUCGACGGGACCGUUUCCGCUUGUACUACCGAAGUAUUCCCCUACUUUCAUAUGAUCUCCACCACGAGAUCCAACCUCAAUUCUUUUUUUGUCAAUUCUUGGUCAAUUGUCAAUUCGCUUACUUGUACAAUAUGGAAGGCUUUGACGCAUAGAGAUCGCUUUUCAAAAUAUAUUACAAAAAUAUGAUUUGUUCUUCCAACGUAUUGGCAAAGACUA
Messenger RNA from Sycon ciliatum, 1449 nucleotides. RefSeq lists its product as uncharacterized. Bases 138 to 1007 code for a protein of 289 amino acids. The record is from RefSeq and is a predicted model, not a curated record. NCBI's taxonomy places the organism in Eukaryota, Metazoa, Porifera, Calcarea, Leucosolenida, Sycettidae. The transcript is spliced from 2 exons.